This is a messenger RNA of Scleropages formosus (Asian bonytongue), 3998 nucleotides long. Its product is annotated as C2 domain-containing protein 5-like. Gene Ontology annotation, molecular function: calcium ion binding; calcium-dependent phospholipid binding. Gene Ontology annotation, biological process: positive regulation of protein targeting to membrane; positive regulation of vesicle fusion; protein localization to plasma membrane. Bases 303 to 3578 code for a protein of 1091 amino acids. Lineage: Eukaryota; Metazoa; Chordata; Actinopteri; Osteoglossiformes; Osteoglossidae. The record is from RefSeq and is a predicted model, not a curated record. Gene Ontology annotation, cellular component: plasma membrane. The transcript is spliced from 29 exons.
GAGCGUAAAGUGCGCAGUUUGCGUUGCAGUAGCAGCGCGAGCGCAGUGUUGGGCUGAACGCGGACCUGUUGCACCUGUCGGGCGGCAGGAAAGGGGGGUCGCGCCUCGCAGUCGCUGAGAGCCGAGAGCAGUGAGUCCUAAGCUGUAGAAACACAAUUAUAUCACGGUCUUUUAUCAAAUAAGUGCGGAACUCGGCAGUUCUGUGUCCACCUGCCUGUGGACGUCGUGUCAUGAUGAACGGAACCCAGUGACACUCACAGAGCUCGAUUUUACGGUGAGGUGUCCAGGAGGCUCCAGGGAUCAUGCCGGGGAAGCUGAAGGCCAAGAUUUUAGCUGGACGCCACCUGCCUGUCAUGGACCGGGCCAGUGACCUGACCGACGCCUUUGUGGAGGUUAAGUUUGGAAACACCACCUUUAAAACAGACGUGUUUCCCAAAUCUCUGAACCCGCAGUGGAACUCGGAAUGGUUUAAGUUUGAGGUGGACGACGAGGACCUCCAAGACGAGCCGUUGCAGAUCACAGUGCUGGAUCAUGACACCUACAGUGCCAACGAUGCCAUAGGCAAAGUUUACAUAGACAUCGACCCUCUUCUGUCCACUGAAGCCGCUACUGUUAUAUCUGGCUGGUUUCCUAUUUAUGACACAAUACAUGGCAUCCGUGGGGAAAUCAGUGUUCUGGUGAAAGUGGAGCUCUUCAGUGACUCAAAUCGUUUCAGACAAUCGUCAUGUGGGGUCAAGUUCUUUUGCACUCCGUCCAUCCCUAGGUGUUACCGACUGGCUGCGGUACACGGCUUUGUGGAGGAGCUUGUUGUGAAUGAGGAUCCGGAGCACCAGUGGAUCGACCGAAUCCGCACACCGCGGGCGUCCAACGAGGCUAGGCAGAGACUCAUCUCGCUGAUGUCUGGUGAGCUCCAGAGGAAGAUCGGUUUGAAAGUGCUGGAGAUGGGGGGCAACGCCGUCGUGGGCUAUCUGCAGUGCUUCGACCUUGAGGGUGAAUCGGGACUGGUGGUGCGCGCCAUUGGCACUGCCUGCACACUGGAAAAACCGGGCAGCCUGCCACCAUCAGCACCUUCUGCUUCCCCAUCCAUGGAGACAAAAGAGCUGUUACUCUCAAACAACUCAUCGACAUUACCGCCCUCAUACCCUGUUACUGUUCCUUCACCUGGACCCUCUGCUCCCCUGAAAUACCAGCCUUUCUCCUCCUCAUCCCCCAAGUCCUGCAGGCAUCAGUCCUCCUGCUCAGACACAGAUUUGAGCUUCGUGCCAAAGAUUGCCCCACCCCUCCCAUCCCACAGGUUUCACCCAUACCCUAGCUCCCCUGCCUUCUCCUCUGAACCCCUGUCCAGCUCAGCUCCCUCGCGCCUCCACUGGGGGGCCAAGAGGGCCCGGGGGUUUGCCACGCCCACGUGCUUGGCCAUGCUGAGGAAGACUAUGUCUUUCAGUGAAAACCUGCCCCUGGAGGCCUCUGGAAUCGGCAGCAGCGGAAGCAGCGGGAAGGAGGGGUGUUCAUUUAAAAUGCCCCAGAAGCAGGUGACCCCGUCAGCUCUGGAGCAGAGGGAGUUCCCAUUCUUCACCUUCACUCGCUUCCCACCUGGCUUUCUGCUCCAUGUGGGAGGUGUGGUCAGCGCACGCUCAGUCAAGCUUCUGGACCGCAUCUACAAUCCUGAUGAGCCAGAAACACGCGACGCCUGGUGGGAGGAGAUCCGCCAGGAGAUCAAGUCCCAUGCUAAAGCCUUGGGCUGCCAUGCUGUGGUGGGAUACAGCGAGUCUACCAGCAUCUGCGAUGAGGUGUGCAUCCUCUCCGCAGCGGGCACCGCAGCAGUCCUCGACCCCACCUUGAUGCAGGAGGGCUGUUUGGAUGACGGUGGUGAACACAGGCUGGAUGAGCAUUCAUUUUUGAGCUGUGUUUUCUGCCACGUCCCGUACGACGACUUCAAUUCGCCUUUCCCAGCGCAUCUCGCACAGUGUUGCACCUGCGGCCGGCACAAGGUCCCGGAUGUGCUCUUUACCACAAUUGAGCUGCCCCGGGAGGCAAAAGUGUCUGGGAAAGGUUGCCUCAUCCAGGCCAGGCUGUGCCGACUGAAGAAGAAGGCCCAGGGGGAGGCCAGUGCCACGGCUGUCAGCAACCUGCUGCCCUUUAUGGAGUAUGAGCUGCACACCCAGCUGAUGAACAAGCUCAAACUGAGGGCCAUGAACGCGCUUUUCGGCCUGCGUGUCCAGAUCAGCCUAGGGGAGAACAUGGUGGUGGGGCUGGCGUCUGCCACGGGAGUGUACCUUAAUGCACUCCCCUCCCCAGGAGGGGUCCAGAUCGCUGGGAAGACCCCUGGGGACACAGCCCAGGAGCAGCACAUCUCCAACAUGCAGAGGAAGAUCAAUGACACCAUUGCAGGAAACAAGGAGCUGUAUGAGAUCAACCCCCUGGAGGUCGCCGAGGACGUGUCCGGAUCCCCUAUCCCAGAGCCCCAGCGUCGGCCCAGACUCUUCAGGUCCGUGUCUGAGAGUUCGACCGAGGUACCAGAGCUGGACCUGGCUUACGGGAGGAAGGACGCCUUCGUCCUGGAGAUAGAUGACACGGAUGCACUGGAGGACAUGCAUUCCCUCCUCACAGAUGCCCCGGCCCCAUCAGGGUUUUAUAGCUGCAAUACUGAGGUUAUGCCCGGGAUUUACAGCUGGACCUCAGCUGUACAGAUGUUUACGUCAGUGAGGAUGUUCCGACUGGGCAAUGCCAACCUCACCAACCAAGGGGUCAACAAGGCUUUUAAUGACCUUUGUGAGGAUCUGCUCAAGAGUCUGUAUUUCAAGGUGCGCUCCAUGGUUCCCUGCUGUCUCUGCCAUCUGAAUUUCUCUGUGGCCGUGCCAGAGGAGGAGCUUGUUCAGGUGACUGUCACAGCUGCAGCCAUGACGUUUGACAAGGACGGCAGCCAGGAGCCAAACAGGACGACCCCCAGGGAGAACGACGAGCAGCUCCAGUUCGCCCUGGAGCUGAGCACCGAGCCUGCCUCGCCCCCCACGUUCUCCUCUAGGAAAGGACUUCCAGGAGGAAGCGAGACACAUGUUGGUGCCAGAGCCUCAUCCGUUGAUUACGGCUCAUUUGCGGACCGAUGCAGCACCCUGGUAGAACUCAUUAAAGUGAAGGCCCAGACCAUGAGACGUGGAUCCAUUAAGACAAUCUCAUCCCUAGAAACAGGCAGUCCCCUGCUCAGAGAUCGUUCGCGCUCCGUGCGGUCCACGCACUCUUACAGCAGUAACGCGGUCACAGUGGUCAAAAUGACUCCGCUCUCGUUCAUCCCCAACACCAGAAUCAUUAAGUACCUGGGUAUCAUAAACAUGUUCUUCAUCCGGGAGACUUCAUCACUGCGGGAGGAGGGGGGUGUGAGUGGCUUCCUUCACGGGUUUAUCACUGAGGUCUUCGCCAUGGUCCGGGCUCAUGUAGCAGCUCUGGGAGGCAAUGCUGUGCUCUCCUACCAAAUGAAGGAGUGUGUUUUCAUGGAGAACCCCAACAAGAACCAGGCCCAGUGUCUUAUCAACGUGAGUGGUGAUGCUGUCAUCUUGGUCAGGCACACAGAGCCUGAUCCCUAGGCCCAGCUAGAGUGCCAAAGGGGGCUUCUCUAUGCCAGGAUCUGGAGGAGCUUGCCGGGAUGGAAAGCUGCUGGUCAUCCGCACCACAUCUGCACUUAACAAAUCACUCUUGCUUUGUCCAGACCACCUCAGCACCAUGAAGACCACAUCUGGGCAGGCACUUCCAUCAUUAGUCCUUGGAGGCUAACCCCUUAAGAAAUCAUGUACUGGCUAACUUGGUGAAACAUUUUCACCCUGCAAAAUUUGAAUUUGUGUCUGGUGCUCCCAAGGGAUGGUGAUCAGUAACAGUAAGACGAUAAACGUCGCACAUGUUUGUGGGAUAAAUCAAUCAGCAAACGACAUUGAAUAGUUGUCCGUGGGGAUGAAAUUUUUAUUUUCAGUCACUUUAAAAUAGAUUUAAUGUAGCUCAAAGUGAAUAAA